This is a messenger RNA of Mercenaria mercenaria, 3560 nucleotides long. RefSeq lists its product as uncharacterized. The record is from RefSeq and is a predicted model, not a curated record. Gene Ontology annotation, biological process: sensory perception of mechanical stimulus; proprioception; taxis. The transcript is spliced from 3 exons. NCBI's taxonomy places the organism in Eukaryota, Metazoa, Mollusca, Bivalvia, Venerida, Veneridae. Bases 768 to 1751 code for a protein of 327 amino acids. Gene Ontology annotation, cellular component: sensory dendrite.
GAAACGCACCUGUUAUGGUAUCAUUUUGCUAAUUAAAUGAUCUGUUACGUAAUAAGGCUAUAGAGAGGAUAUUGACACUAUAUGGCGGGAGAAUGGGAGCUUAUCUCGAUCGUUAACAAUGAGACUCAUUUCUCUGCUGAGAUCAAUUAAUUUAUAUCCAGCUUUCAAUAUAAAGAUGGUAUCAAUCAAUAUGAUGUGAUAAUAUUUUACUGAUGCUGUCAUUCUGGAUCUGUGAAAGGGAUAUUGAAGAAAACUAAUCUAGCGCUAAUUAAACAUGUCAACAUCAUUUUAAUCUGAAAAGCUUCGUUUUUUACCUUUUCACGUACUGGUAUUCUUAGUGGUGUUUUAAAAACAAAACAUGCGGGCUUUUUUGCAGUGUUAUACAUACGCUUUAAGGAUGAAAUACAAAUUCUGUGCGCAACGAUUUCAGUCUGAAUAGAAAUAUUUAUGAAAUAACAAAAAGAGAAAAAAAGAAAAGAAAAGAAAAGACUAUUGGAUAACAUUAUAAUGGAAGUAUCAUGCAUGUUUGGUUUAUGGAAAAUCAAUUUUGAAAUUGUACUGAGUGAUAUUAUAUUUCAUAGACUGAAUACCAGACUCUGUGGCAGAGUUUGUAAUGCUUGAAAUAACACAUUUAUAUUAUGGCUUUAAAACAAAAUAUUUAUGAUAAAUAUUGAAUGAAUAUUUUAAAUAGGUUGUGUGUUUUUAGUUUAAUGCUGUAACAUCAAAAUUAAAACUUUAAACUAGAAAGUGAAAUAGCACUGUAGAAAAUGGAAGAAAUGAAAGGUCCGGAAAAUGUUAAUGAAACUAUGGACAAAGAAUCUAAAUUUAUCGAAGAAAAUGAUAUUGCUAGAAGUAGUGUUCCAAAUAUGGAGAUGGAAGUAGUUGGAAAUGAAAAAGAGAUAUUGAAAGGUAUACCAAAUGCUGUUCAGACAGUAAACGAAGAAGUGGAAAAAUCUCAAGAGCAGGAAUUGAAAACACCAAAAUACUCCGCUAAUGUGUCCGAAUUGCGUCCACCUGUGAUAAGUGAAAUGGAAGAUGUCAAUGAUAAACCAAGUGAUUCGGACAAUUUAGAAUCCGGGGGUUGGAAACGUCUCGCAAAACAGGAAAAAAUGAAUGGCGGAGGACAAACUGUAUCUGAUGUAAAUGAUAGAAAUGGUUCGAAAUUUGAGACCAGCUCAUUUCCAAGAAGAAAAGGGUCUCUCAGCGUACCAGCUUUUUCAACGCUACUAAAAGAUGAAAGGCGAGAGUCGACUGUAUCAAAGAGCUCGAAACUGUCACUUUUAUCACCGAUUUCGCGGCGUUCUGUGCAACUGAAGACUGGCUUUACAACUGUACAGAUGCCAGUAGAUGAGAAAAGUUCGGUUCUUCAGCAAGAGGAUUCCUGGAUUCGAGUAGCAAUACCAUACCUGCCUUUAUGGGUUGCCGUUUUGUGUCUUCUGCUUAAUAUCCUAAUACCUGGAUCUGGUACAAUCUUAAGCGGUCUUUGUAUUCUAUGUUGUGCAAAGUCUCGUGUGCCACCAAAAUAUGAUCCAGACCCUGUACUUCUUAUUUGUGUGAACACAUGGGUGGGUAUAGCACAGCUUUUCACAGUUACCUUUUUGCUGGUGGGAUGGUUCUGGAGUAUCGCCUGGGGGAUCCGGAUGGUCAUUCUCUCCUUGGAGCAAAGACGGGAGCUGAGGGAACAGAGAGCUAUACAAUUGAAAGAACAGGCUCUAAGUGCAUUUGGAAAAGCUUUGGCGAGGAAAAUGUAGAAGUGAAAACAUUUCUAAUUAUUGACGUACUUUUUCCCCGUAUAAUAUCACUUACUAAUAAUUAUGCAGUGUUUCUCGGAAAAUGCCUAAAUACGUGUGGUAACUGCAUGUGGAUCUUGAAACUAUUUCUGUUAAGAUUGUCUCUUAAUUUUUUUAUUUAUUAAUCUCACAGAAUUGUUUCUGAAUCAAACUCGGUGUAAAUGAAAAAAUUCAAAGGUCUCAAGCAGUGAACAAACAGCUUUACUGCAUAUCAGUUAGCUGGAAUGUCUCCAGUUGUGGACAAAUUGCUUUACUACAUAUCAGUUAGCUGGAAUGUAUGCUGCUGUAAAAAUAUUACAGGUUGCUGGAAUGUGUUCAGUUGUGGACAAAUGGCUUUACUACAUAUCAGUUAGCUGGAAUGUCUCCAGUUAUAACAAAUGGCUUUACUACAUAUCUGUUUGCUGGAAUGUAUGCUGUUGUAAAAAUAUUACAGGUUGCUGGAAUGUGUUCAGUUGUGGACAAAUGGCUUUAAUACAUUUCCAGUUGCUGGGAUAUAUCUCAGCUGAGAACAAAUAACUAUUAUGCAUCUCCAGUUGCUGGAAUGUCUUUGGCUGCGAACAAAUGGCUUUCAUUAAUACAUCUCUGGUUGCUGGAAUGUCUUUGGCUGUGAACAAAUGGCUUUCAUAAAUACAUCUCUGGUUGCUGGAAUGUCUUUGGCUGUGAACAAAUGGCUUUCAUGAAUACAUCUCUGGUUACUGGAAUGUCUUUAGCUGUGAACAAAUGGCUUUCAUGAAUACAUCUCUGGUUGCUGGGAUAUCUUUAGCUGUGAACAAAUGACUUUCAUGAAUACAUCUCUGGUUACUGGGAUUUGACUUUCAUGAAUACAUCUCUGGUUGCUGGGAUAUCUUUAGCUGCGAACAAAUGGCUUUUUUACCUAACAGGUUGCAAGAAUGUCUCCAGCUGAGAAAUAUUUCUAAUUGUAGACAUACUUUUUUCCUUAUAUUAUAAUUUUGUAAUAAUUAUACAGUGUUUCUCGGAAAACGCCUAUGUACGUGUGAUAACCAUUUUGUUUAUUGCAUAGCUUUCAAGCUCAUGUGCAUCUUGAAAUUGCUUCUAUUUAAGACCAGUCUCUUUAUUUUUCUAUUCAUCAACGCGAUUGGUCUUUUUUAUAUAAAAUUCUGUGUAAAUGAAAAUAUUCAAAUGUUUUAAGCAGUGAACAAACAGAUUAAUCUCCAGCUGUGAACAAAUAUCAUUCAUGCAUCUCUAGCUGCAAUGUCUCCAGCGGCAGACAAACACCUUUACUGCAUCUCCAUUUGCUUGAAUGCAUGCUGCUUUAAACAAAUAGCUUUAAUACAUCUCCAGUUCCUGGAAUUUCACUAGCUUUAAACAAAUAGAUUUAAUAUUUUCUAGUUGCUGGAAUUUCACUAGCUUUAAACAAAUAGAUUUAAUAUUUUCUAGUUGCUGGAAUUUCACUAGCUUUAAACAAAUAGCUUUAAUACAUCUCCAGUUCCUGGAAUUUCACUAGCUUUAAACAAAUAGAUUUAAUACAUCUCCAGUUCCUGGAAUUUCACUAGCUUUAAACAAAUAGAUUUAAUACAUCUCCAGUUCCUGGAAUUUCACUAGCUUUAAACAAAUAGAUUUAAUAUUUUCUAGUUGCUGGAAUUUCACUAGCUUUAAACAAAUAGAUUUAAUAUUUUCUAGUUGCUGGAAUUUCACUAGCUUUAAACAAAUAGAUUUAAUAUUUUCUAGUUGCUGGAAUUUCACUAGCUUUAAACAAAUAGAUUUAAUAUUUUCUAGUUCCUGGAAUUUCACUAGCUUUAAACAAAUAGA